Molecule: messenger RNA, 1188 nt
Organism: Morchella sextelata
Lineage: Eukaryota; Fungi; Ascomycota; Pezizomycetes; Pezizales; Morchellaceae
Exons: 2
Coding region: 1-1188 (395 amino acids)
Cellular component (GO): membrane
Source: RefSeq, a predicted model, not a curated record
AUGGCGUCCACAUCGUCGGCAUCCCCGCUCCUGCCCGCCGCGCAUGCGCAGGACUCACUCGCCUCAAAGUCCCCAGCACAGUAUGGCUCUGUGCCCGCAGCGCCCCGGACAAGGCCCUCGUUCCUGCGGUCGCUCAGUCCCUCGCACCUCGGCCUCUGUAUGCUCCUCGCCUCGCAGGUGCUCACCUCGGUGCAGGCAACCGUCACCCGCUACCUCGCCAUCUCGCUGCCCGCAGGAAGGCACUACCACGCCUUCGAGGUGCUGUUUGCCCGCAUGAGCAUCACGCUCAUUGGAUGUCUGGUCUGGAUGUGGUGGAACAAGGUGCCGCACGCGCCGUUUGGCAGGCGGGAUCUGUGGCCGCUGCUGAUUGCCCGGGGGUGCGGUGGGCUGGUCGGUGUCUAUGGCCUCUACACCAGCCUCUCCUACCUGCCCAUGCCCGACGCCGUGGUGCUAACCUUCCUCGCGCCCUUCGUCGUCGGCUACGCCUGCUCCAAGAUCCCCUCCCUGCACGAACCCUUCACCCUCCGCGAGAAGCUCGGCGGCCUCGUCUCCCUCGCCGGCGUAACCCUCAUCGCCCGCCCGUCGUUCCUCUUCCCCGUGCCCCACGACCACAUGGCCCCCUCCUCCGCCAUCCCGCCCCCCGAGAUCACCCCCGCGCAGCGCCUCUACGCCGUCUCCAUCGGCCUGGUGGGCGUGCUGGGAGCUGCCACGGCGUACACCACCAUCCGCUGGAUCGGCGCGCGCGCGCACCCGCUGAUAUCGGUGGCGUAUUUCAGCGGGCUGGUGACGGUCGUGUCGGUGGUUGUGCUGGUGGCGGUGCCGAGCACCGGCGGGUUCGUGGUGCCGCAGGGGCGGCUGGAGUGGGGGCUGCUGGGCGGGAUCGGGGUGUCGGGCUUUGCGAUGCAGUAUUUGUUGACGAGGGGGUGGCAGUUGGUGAAGGGGGCGAGGGCGGGCAUGAUUGUGUAUACGCAGAUGGUGUUUGCGGUGGUGGGCGAGUGGCUGGUGUGGGGCGGGGUGCCGGACUGGCAGAGCUGUGUGGGCGGGGCGAUGGUGGUGGGGAGUGCGGUGGUGGUGGCGUUCUGGAAGGAGAAGGAGGGCAAGGGGGCGGGGAAGAAGGCGGAGGAGGAGGAGCAGGUGGUGGUGGUGGUGGUGGAUGAGGAGACGGGGCUGCUGGCGGAGGAUGAGUAG